Molecule: messenger RNA, 1248 nt
Organism: Aspergillus wentii DTO 134E9
Lineage: Eukaryota; Fungi; Ascomycota; Eurotiomycetes; Eurotiales; Aspergillaceae
Gene: fhpA
Product: flavohemoprotein
Exons: 1
Coding region: 1-1248 (415 amino acids)
Biological process (GO): nitric oxide catabolic process; cellular response to nitrosative stress
Cellular component (GO): intracellular anatomical structure
Molecular function (GO): nitric oxide dioxygenase [NAD(P)H] activity; FAD binding; oxygen binding
Source: RefSeq, a predicted model, not a curated record
AUGUCGCUAUCUCCAGAGCAGAUCCAGAUCAUCAAGGCCACUGUGCCGGUGCUUCAGCAGCAUGGCGCUACCAUCACCACCGUCUUUUACAAGAACAUGCUCGACGCCCAUCCCGAGCUCAAUGCGGUCUUCAACACCUCUAACCAGGUGAAUGGCCAUCAACCCCGCUCCUUGGCUGGCGCGCUCUUCGCCUACGCCUCGAACAUUGACAACCUCGGUGUCCUGAGCCCUGCCGUGCAGCUCAUCUGCCACAAGCAUGCCUCUCUGUACAUCCAGCCCGACCAGUAUGGCAUCGUGGGCAAAUACCUGCUCGAGGCCAUGGGGCAGGUGCUGGGUGAUGCGCUGACCCCCGCCAUCCACGAGGCCUGGGGCGCCGCCUACUGGCAACUCGCCAACCUCAUGAUUGGCAUCGAGAAUGAUCUGUACCAGCAGAGUCAAGGCUGGACGGACUGGCGCGAGUUCCGCAUCGCCCGCAAAGUCCCCGAGUCGGAUGUCAUCACUUCGUUUUACCUCACGCCCGUCGACGAGAAGCCGCUCCCUGCAUUCCGCCCUGGUCAGUACAUCGGAGUGCAGGUCUAUGUGCCUGAUUUGAAAUAUCCCCAAGCCCGUCAGUACUCGCUCAGUGAUGCGCCUCGCUCCGACUACUACCGGAUCAGUGUGAAGAAGGAGAUUGGGUUGAACCCGACUCAGCCUGAUGCUUCGACUCACCCGGGGUAUGUCUCGAACCUCUUGCACGAUACUAAGAAGGAGGGCGAUACCAUCAAGGUUUCUCACCCGUAUGGAGACUUCUUCUUCUCCGACUCGGAUCCCUCGCACCCAGUGGUGCUGCUCGCUGCCGGUGUGGGCUUGACCCCGUUGACCUCCAUCCUCAACACCCUUACCUCGGCUUCAGACUCUGAGCGCAAGAUCAGUUUCAUCCACGGUGCGCACAGUUCGAGCGUACGCGCUUUCAAGGACCACAUCAAGUCACUGUCGGAUAAGCACUCGAACCUCAACGCAACCUUCUUCACCACCCAGCCAUCAGCCACAGAGAAGCAGGGCGAGGACUAUGACCAUGUCGGACGGAUUGACGUCCAACAGUUGGACGCAAACAAGGAUCUCUUCCUCGACAACCCCCAAACAGAAUACUACAUCUGCGGACCCGAAAGCUUCAUGACUAGUCUGAAUGCCGGACUCAAGGCCAAGGGCGUGGGUGCAGAUCGCAUCAAGAUGGAAUUAUUCGGCACCGGCGGUGUCCCACACCUAUGA